UGUCGGACUCUCUCUCUCUCUCUCCUCCGAACUUUAUCCUCUACCCUUUGGAGUGGAGUGACAGUCAUUCUCAAUUCUGGAUAUAUCUUGAUCACCACUGGACCCAAAAUUUCUUUAUUCGAAACCCUAACCCAUACCCUUUUGCACCUAGAAGAACUCGAACAUUUAUCAAAGAAUCUCCUUUACACUUCCCAAUAAUACAAUACAAAAUGCCCGAUCUCUUCUCUAACUUCCUCGGCUCUCGCCCCUCCAACUGUUUCUCUCUCUUCAUUCCGCGUCCUUCUUCCCCAAAAUCCCCACUCUUCUCUACUCUCCCAAUCCACCCAUUAUUUCACCCACGAAGAAGAAGGAGAAAAUCCAAUUUUCUGACUACGCUUUCCAAACCCACUUCGCCCACAGAUUUUGAGCUCAUUUCAAUCACCGAAUGUUCUGAUGGAAGCACGGUGUUCCGGUUCGGGGACGUGACCGGCGUUGAAAUAGAGGAAUCCAAUUUCGCAGUUGGAGGGUUGGUCACUGGAAGUAUAAAAAAUUCCAAUGUUGUGAAGGUUUUAGAUGGAGUUCAUGAGAGGCAGGUUAUAGUUAAAGAGAUAGAGAGAGAAGCAAGGGGAGAGAGCACAACUGAGAUGGCUGAUAAUGUGAAUAACACAGAUUUAGUUCUGCGUGCCACAGACAACGGUGCUAGUGAGAGCAAAAGUACUGUGGUUAUUGAUAGGAUCAACUCUGAAGCAGAACCGAAUGACCUAUUAAUGGACGAUACAGAAGUGCCUAUUUUUGAAGAAGUUCCAAUAGAGUCAAACAGUUCUUCUAUCUCUGAAGCUGCUCAUGGUUCUCAUAUCAAUGAGACUGAUAGGUCUAGCAUUAUUGACAUGGAAAAGGGUUUGCAUACUGUGGAAAAUUCUAUAGAGGAUGGUAAGCAAGAGAUUUCAAGUCCAGUCAAUCCUUCACAGCUGGAUAAAGAGAUUCAUGUUGAAAAUGGUGGUUCUGUUUCUGAGGAAGUUCUUGAAGUGAGGAGUGAAGUUGAAAUUGAAACCAUGGCUUCCUCAACUGCUUCCAAGCACAACUCUGUUCUCGAAAUUGAUAUCAGUUUGGCUUGCGAGGAAAGUGACAAGACGAAUAGUAAUGUUGAAGGUAAUUGUUUGACUAAGAUUGCUGUGAUGGGCUGCGAGAGAGAUGAAGUUAUUGGUGAAGGUAAUGUGAUUGAAACCAGAGGCAAUGUAAUCGGAACCAAACCCAUUCCAAUUCUCGAUGAGGGAACCAGUCGUGACAGGAUGGAAGAAUCAAUUGGCAUGGUCCGGAAUGAGAGCUUCAUAAAGCUGAAUGAUAGAGCAACUAAAGUGGCAUUGGAAGGUGGAACCACAAUCAACGACGCACAGAAAAGUGAUUUUGUAGAUUUGUCAGGUCACGGAGCAGAAGAAUCAGAAACAACUGUUGCUGCUGCAAACAGGGGGGAGAUCUCAUUAACAGGAUAUUUCCUCUCCUCUGGUGCUUCGCUAUUGCCACAUCCCUCUAAGGCAUCAACAGGUGGGGAGGAUGCUUAUUUUGUUGCUGGGAAGAAUUGGUUGGGUGUGGCGGAUGGAGUUGGUCGAUGGUCACUAGAAGGAAUUAAUCCCGGAAUUUAUGCCCAAGAAUUGAUGGAGAACUGUCAAAAGAUUGUCUCGAAUUGCAACAGUAUGCCACUACCUAAACCGGAGGAAGUUCUCAAUCAAAGUGCUCUUGGAGCGAAGUCUCCUGGAUCAUCAACAGUUUUGGUUGCUUACUUUGAUGGUCGGGCUCUUCAUGUGGCCAAUAUUGGAGACUCGGGAUUUAUUGUAAUCAGAAAUGGCGCUGUUUAUAGAAAGUCUUCUCCAGGGUCUCACGAGUUUAACUUCCCAUAUCAAAUAAAAAGUGGAGACGAUCCCUCGGAGCUUGUGGAGGUGUAUAGAACUGAUUUGGAUGAUGGUGAUGUUAUUGUUACUGCAACUGAUGGCCUUUUUGACAAUCUAUACGACGGAGAAAUAGCUUCAGUCGUCUCCAAGUCGCUGCAAGCCAAUUUGAAACCUGAGGAAAUAGCAGAAGUCCUGGCUGUGAGAGCACAAGAGGUGGGAAAAUCAGAAACUGGUAGGAGUCCAUUUGCAGAUGCAGUACAAGCAGCUGGAUAUGUGGGAUUUACUGGUGGCAAACUUGAUGAUGUUACCGUAAUUGUGUCUUUGGUCCAGAAGUCCUCCCACUGAGUAACGACAAUGGCUUUUUUCAUCUUCUUGUUUCUUGUAAGUUGUAGUCUGUAAAUGCUUUCAAAUCAUGUAAUAUAAUAUUUUGCUUGAUUCACAAUAUAGCAUGUUUUAACCAACAUUUGUCUAGACCUUUUUUCACACCCGAUAUGUUGAGGAUGUGUUGGGGACAUAGAUUUGUAGAUCGAUUUAAACAAAAUUACCGGAGCCGAAGAAAAAUAAAGUUCACUUGUUCGUUUUUGUCA
Molecule: messenger RNA, 2452 nt
Organism: Rhododendron vialii
Lineage: Eukaryota; Viridiplantae; Streptophyta; Magnoliopsida; Ericales; Ericaceae
Product: probable protein phosphatase 2C 71
Exons: 9
Coding region: 210-2210 (666 amino acids)
Source: RefSeq, a predicted model, not a curated record